AUGAUUUUGCAGGAAUUAGCCUUGAAAAAGGGCAGACAAGUGGCUGGUCAUAAUAUACAAUUUUGGGCGAAGCGCAGAAGGCGUUCUGAAUAUAUUUUGGAUAAUGGGCUGAGGAGUUAUGGAUCUGGCAAGGUGCCCGUCAAUCAAUUGAGACAGGAGCUUGCGAAGGAGCAUGUGAAGGAUUUAUCAAAUCAGCAGAAAGCUAAGAAGAAGGCAAGGGCUAUUGACAAGGACUUCUUUCUAUCCGUACUGGGUUCAUCUGCCACGAAAAGAGAAGCUCGCUCCUAUAUUCAACGAUUUACCCCAGCCGAAGAGCCACCCUCAAGUACAAAACUCUCCCCCACGAAAGAACGAUCAUGUGGUGUCAACUUGGGAGGAUUCUAUGGGCCAGCGGCUGUUCAAGAAAGUCCACGAUUCAUACAGCAGCCCGAGAAGCUUCCAAAAGUCUCGCUAGGACCACAACUUCAUGUUGCUUUGGUGAAGAUAAGAGCUCCACAGACUUUGGAUGAUGAGACACUCAGUGGAAUUGGAAGGACGUUAGCACAACUUGCUCGACUUGGAUUGAUCAGUGUGGUAGUUGUCGAUUGCAAUAACACAGGUUCGUUAUCACGGGAAGGGGAAAGAGAUACGGAUUGGCGGACACUCGAGAUAGAGCAGGCAAGCCGUCUUAUUGCCGCAAUAGACGCCAAUGGGGAAACUGGUGCCAGGCUUGUUGAUAAUGUUAUCGGCGUCACGGAGGAACCUGUCAGACCUGAAUUCAAGCACACCAGCGCCUAUAUUACCCUCCGCAAGCUACUUAUGACUCCAUUAAGACGCAGUAUCAUUCCAGUUAUUCCCUCAAUUGGAUAUACUGAUGUAUCCCAAACAGCUGUGCCUGUUCUGGCCACUGAUAUCGUUCUAGCUCUUACCAAAGAACUGGCUGGUCUUCCAACAGAGCUCUUGCCUGACGAAGAUCCCAAUGUUGUUCAAGAACGUCUCAAGGCUCUUAGGAAGGAAGUUUCACUCGAUCGGCUUAUUGUUUUGGAUCCUCUUGGGGGCAUUCCAUCGACGGACCGAAACAAUGGCUACCAUGUGUUUUUAAACAUGGAGCAAGAGUUCGAGCCAGCCAAGCAGGACCUACUUAAAGGACUGUAUCCUAAUGGUCCCAAAAAUGCUCUGCAUGCUCAAGCUAGAGAGGAACAAACAUCUGAUCUGAGCCUCAGCCACCCGUUGUCCAAGUUCGUUGAAACCGAAUUCGGUGGCUCCAAGCUGUUGGCUCAUGGACCAGGGCAGGACAGCACGGAGCAGCCAAAACCUGAUAACUGGUAUCACCUCCAGAACCUUCAACUAGUCCGAUCAGUUCUCUCGUUGCUACCACCUAGCUCUUCGGCUCUCUUGACCACGCCAGAAGAGGCAGCCAACUCCGGAAAAGAUGCGCCAUUUCAGGCAGCAAGAGUUGGUACUAGACGUCAGCGAAAUCCUUUGAUUCACAACCUACUCACAGACAAGCCUGUGUUCUCGUCAUCGCUUCCUGCUGGCCGCCUCGGCCCUCAAGCUUCUACGAGCGAGGUCGUAUCCCCAGCAGAAAGUAUCACUCCGACAACAUUUGCAAAGCAUGGGAUGUCAGUUACUAUAUUCCCAAAUCCAAAAUUUGGUCGCUGGAAACCACCAACACCCGGCCGGUCUCAGCUAACACUGACGGACUCACAAAUUGAUCUUCCUCGUCUAGUCCACCUAAUCGAGGAUUCCUUUGGCCGUAAACUUGACGUCAAGGAAUAUCUCAAGCGAGUUAAUGGCCGAAUCGCAGGUGUUAUCAUUGCAGGCGAAUAUGAAGGAGGUGCUCUUUUGACCUGGGAAACUCCGCCAGGUGUAAAGGAUGACGGAUCUCCGGAGAGUAGAGCGAGGAUGGUGCCAUAUCUCGAUAAGUUUGCAGUACUGAAGCGAGCACAAGGUAGUGGUGGAGUUGCGGAUUUGAUUUUCAAGGCAAUGGUAAGGGAUUGCUUCCCGGAAGGGUGUGUCUGGCGUUCAAGGAGAAAUAACCCGGUCAACAAGUGGUACUUUGAGAGGUCUCGUGGCACAUGGAAGCUACCUGAUACUGGAUGGACGAUGUUCUGGACUACACCGGAUUUGAGCUUGGACAAACAGUUGUUCCUGGAUUAUGAGGGCGUUUGCAAAGGAAUUGAGCCUUCUUGGGCAGACAAUAAGUCUGUUUUAGACUAG
This is a messenger RNA of Cadophora gregata, 2199 nucleotides long. It is a transcript of the gene ARG2, whose product is annotated as Amino-acid acetyltransferase, mitochondrial. The record is from RefSeq and is a predicted model, not a curated record. The transcript has 3 exons. Gene Ontology annotation, cellular component: mitochondrial matrix. Bases 1 to 2199 code for a protein of 732 amino acids. Lineage: Eukaryota; Fungi; Ascomycota; Leotiomycetes; Helotiales; Ploettnerulaceae. Gene Ontology annotation, biological process: L-arginine biosynthetic process. Gene Ontology annotation, molecular function: L-glutamate N-acetyltransferase activity, acting on acetyl-CoA as donor; arginine binding.